AUGUCAACAUAUUUCAUACAACAGCAACAAAAGUCACCAUGUCCUGGUAAAUAUUGUGGCAUACAAGACAAUAGUACAACAUGUGGGGCAUGUACUCGCGGUUAUCGUUCAGAGAACGGAAUUUGUCUACCGUGUGAAGAUAGUUUAUCGUUGUACAAUGUCAUGUACUUAUGUUUUAUGACCUUAUUAGCUCUAAUUUGUCAUUGGGGAUUCUUUACAUAUUCAUUGAGGAAACAAAAGGACUUAUCACUUUACAUAUUAAUUAGGUUGUCUACGGUGUAUGUAUUAUCAUUUGUCGAACUUAGUAUUGCGUUUUUAUUAACAUUACUUGUAUUUCCUCCCUACGGUAAAUUAAAUAUUCAUGUAUGUCAAAUUAAGAUGUUAAGCGAUUUUUAUCCCGUCUUCUAUAAUCCUGUUGUGAAUUAUACCAAAAAACUUCGAUGUUCAUAUGAAGUUGUUUAUCCACUCCAAAGUGCUGUAUUUGUCUUGUAUAUAUUUGCCACUCUGUUGAUGUUAUUAUUACGUCCAUUUCUCAUUUUUGUGUUGUAUCAAAAAAAUGUUUAUCAUUCAAUUUAUACAGCAUUACAUUUCUACCCAUGUUUAAUGAUAUUUCAUGCCAUUGCGGCUGGGCUUAUAUAUUUUUCCUUUCCAAUUUUAACCAUUGUUAGUGCAAUUAUUUUUAAUGCCGUACACUUUACACAUGUCGGACAUACACAACAGAAAUGGUUCAAAUUUGUUCGUUUAUUACGUGGAGAUGUUCGAAAUUGGAUAUGUUAUUGUCUACAUGUUAUACUUCUAUUGUGUGGUUUAAUUAGUUUGACAAAAUUGGAAAGUUUAAAAGUAUUGUUAGCUUUCGCAUUUGUACCAGCACCAUUAUAUAUUUUAUUAUGGAAAUUUGCUGAAUACUAA
Molecule: messenger RNA, 909 nt
Organism: Didymodactylos carnosus
Lineage: Eukaryota; Metazoa; Rotifera; Eurotatoria; Philodinida; Philodinidae
Source: the annotation of a GenBank genome assembly